This is a messenger RNA of Gadus macrocephalus (Pacific cod), 2545 nucleotides long. It is a transcript of the gene b3galt8, whose product is annotated as beta-1,3-galactosyltransferase 8. Gene Ontology annotation, molecular function: N-acetyl-beta-D-glucosaminide beta-(1,3)-galactosyltransferase activity. NCBI's taxonomy places the organism in Eukaryota, Metazoa, Chordata, Actinopteri, Gadiformes, Gadidae. The coding region runs from base 374 to 1357 and encodes 327 amino acids. The record is from RefSeq and is a predicted model, not a curated record. The transcript has a single exon. Gene Ontology annotation, cellular component: membrane.
UAAGUGUUCGAUUCCCGAUUGCAUUUUAUUUGAUUUCACUAAUUUAACCUUUACUCAUCCAGGUUGAACACAUUCAGAUCAAACAUCUCUCCUCGGUGGCCAGGUUGAGAGCACAGCAUGGGGUGAAACUCAACCCACAAUCAGACACACACCCAUCAUUCCGCGAUCAAAGUCCAAAAAAGGGCACAGUGCAGGGCUUCCUGGUUCUCCGUGGGCUGGGCGUUGCCAGUGGACUUGCGCUGGGCUACAGGUUGAGCAGAGCAGCUCCAGCGUGUCUGCUGCCUUGCCAACCACCGCGGUAAUGAUAUCACCCUGUCGCAUCGUCGUUCAGAUCUGAAAGCGUUGGCGGAACUGCGGCGAUCUCACUUUGGAAAUGACGGUAAGUUUCCGGUGGCGCCUGGUGAAGUUCCUCACCGCCUCCACGGCGCUUUUCUUGCUGGUCCAGCUCCUGCUGAGUGGGUUCGCCGCCCUCACGCUCGACGAACCGCGGCGGCAGAGUCCUCUCCCUACCGGGACGUCCCGGCUCCUCUCCCCGUCCACUUACAGCUAUGUGCUCAACCAGCCUGACCUCUGCAGAGACCAGCGCCCCCUGUUGCUGGCCCUGGUUCCUGUUGCCCCGGGAGACCGGACGUCCAGGGACGUCGUGAGGAGGACUUGGGGCGCGAAGCAGCAGGAGGGCUCGGCUCGGGACCCCCUGCUGCUGACCGUCUUCUACGUGGGCGUCUCUUCGGAACCGGGCGUCCAGGACGCACUGGUGGCGGAGAGCGGAGACCACGGCGACAUCAUCCAGAUGGACUUCGUGGACAGCUACCAGAACCUGACCAUCAAGACGCUGAUGAUCAUGAACUGGGUGGCCACCUUCUGCCCCAACGCGUCCCACGCCAUGAAGGUGGACGCGGAUAUCUUCGUCAACGUGUACCUCCUGGUGGAUGUGCUGCGGGGGUACCCCACGAAGGGCUUCAUCACCGGCUCGGUCAUCCGGGACGGGAGGCCCCGCCGGGACCCCGGGAGCAGGUGGUACGUCUCGGAGGAGGCGUACCCCGAUUCCUACUUCCCCCCCUACGUGUCCGGGGCCGGGUACGUGUUCUCUAUCGACGUGGCCCGGAAGGUCUCCCUCGCGUCCCGGUCCGUCCCCAUGGUCCCGCUGGAGGAUGUGUACGUGGGGCUGUGUCUGCGCGCGGCCGGGGUCAGCCCCGUGUACGCGCAGAGCUUCCUCGCGCUCAGGAACCUGUUCGAGGUGAGACACCUGGCGUACGACCGGUGCGCGUUCGCCGCGCGCGUCAUCGUCAACGGGUUCAAACCCGCGGAGCUUCUGAGCAUCUGGGAGGACUUCUCCGUGAACCGUCUCACCUGCUGACCAGUUCUCCGUCUGUCUGAAUGUUUAUCUCUCCGUCUGUCUGUCCGUCCGUCUGUCUGUCUGUCUGUCUCUCCGAUCAUCUGUCUGUAUUUCUGUCUGACUCUAUGAACUGUAGGCCUAUAUGCACUAAAUAUCCCAGGCCUAUUGCGUGCCUCGCAAAAACUUUUUACUCAAGGCAUUCAUUCAACAAGCUCUCAUAAACAAUACCAACUCUCUCUAGAAGCGUCUCACGUUUUUGAGGGUACAAUUGGAGAUCGAAAUAAGAAUGUUUGAUACGCGUGUAGUGACACAGAACGCUCACCAGAAGGCGCUCUCUGAUCUGAGAGCAGACAGAGAGCGUUUGGCCGCACUGUGCGAUCGAUGAAUGGACUUCGCUGAGAUGAAUUACCUCUGACGUCCCUAGAAUAAUGGACUCCGUUGAUGUCUUACCUCUGACGUCCCUCAAUUAAUGGACUUGGUUGAGAUGUAUUACCUAAGAUGUCACUAAACGCACCAAAGAACAGAACCGUACUAACCUCUUUAACCUGCUGUCUCACUGCACUCUGUCCAGCUGAACCUCUUUAACCUGUCUCACUGCACUCUGUCCAGCUGAACCUCUUUAACCUGUCUCACUGCACUCUGUCAAGCUCUACCCCUUUAACCUGUCUCACUGCACUGUGUCCAGCUGAACCUCUUUAACCUGCUGUCUCACUGCACUGUGUCCAACUGAACCUCUUUAACCUGUCUCACUGCACUCUGUCCAGCUGAACCUCUUUAACCUGUCUCAAUGCACUCUGUCAAGCUCUCCCCCUUUAACCUGUCUCACUGCACUCUGUCUAGCUGAACCUCUUUAACCUGCUGUCUCACUGCACUGUGUCCAGCUGAACCUCUUUAACCUGUCUCACUGCACUCUGUCUAGCUGAACCUCUUUAACCUGUCUCACUGCACUCUGUUCAGCUGAACCUCUUUAACCUGUCUCACUGCACUGGGUCCAGCUGAACCUCUUUAACCUGCUGUCUCACUGCACUCUGUCCAGCUGCACCCCUUUAACCUGUCUCACUGCACUGUGUCCAGCUGAACGUCUUUAACCAGCUGUCUCACUGCACUGUGUCCAGCUGAACCUCUUUAACCUGUCUCACUGCACUCUGUUCAGCUGAACCUCUUUGACCUGUCUCACUGAACUGGGUCCAGCUGAACCUCUUUAACCUG